AUGUCUGAUGUGCAUGUCUCUGAUCCAAACACAAUUCCUUCAGAGGACCAUGUUGACGACCCUCUUCUCACUAUUGAGAAUGUGACAGAAUGGCGCGCAACGGCCGACGUCUUCGAUGCCUUCUUCACCAGGCAAAUCGCGUCAAUCUACUGUCACGUUACCGCGGACCGUGGCAUUCCCUUGCCAGAUCGUGACACAGGAGCCGUAGAUGGUUGGGAGGCCGUGAAAACAGAGGCGGAUGAAUUGCGAAAUUGCUGGCUUCGGACGUGGUAUGAAAGUGAAGAAUUGGGGUUUGGGAAAGAAAAUCCUUCUCGGCCCCAGGAACUUGCGGCUGCAAUUACAGCCUUGAGGCAAGCAGCAAUCCGGAACCAUGAUGCCAUGGAAGAAAUCUACUCUAGUCUCGAGCGCUAUGUACACGGGACAGAUUCUUUAGCAGCGGAUGAGUUUUCCACUGCAUUCCACCAAUAUGUGAAGGACGGUUAUGACCCUGUCUCAACUCUGAAUUCAUUGUCAUUCACCGACAAGACUGCUGCUUCCCUUCUCCAAAGUAUCUCUGACUGUCACUCCAGACUAGAAGACUUCCGGGAGGCUGUGAGGUUGACAGUGGUGCGUGAAGGGCUCGUGCAAGCUGAUUCAAGCUUGACAACAGUCUCCUUGAAUGAGGAUCCUUGGAGCAAAUUGAAUCAAACAGCCUGUGAAGUCGAACAUGAGUAUUGGAAGAUGACUGAGACGCUUUUGUUAUCCUGGAACAGAAGAGUGGUUGGAUAG
Messenger RNA from Tremella mesenterica DSM 1558, 768 nucleotides. RefSeq lists its product as uncharacterized. The record is from RefSeq and is a predicted model, not a curated record. NCBI's taxonomy places the organism in Eukaryota, Fungi, Basidiomycota, Tremellomycetes, Tremellales, Tremellaceae. The transcript has 2 exons. Bases 1 to 768 code for a protein of 255 amino acids.